UUAUUUAUACAUAAUUACCCCAUAAAAAACAUCGAAAGAUAUAUAAUUAUCGUUUAAAUGGAUAAAUUAUGAAUUCAAAUAUAUCGAUCUGUCGACCUACUAAUUAUGCAUAUUUCAAUCCCGGAAGUCACUCAGAACGAGGCUGUGACGUCAGUGGUUACAUCAAUCAUAUUUGACUGACGGGUGUAUAUACAUAAUUAGCGCUAUUUCAUUUCCGAAUAUCUUAAAGAAAAAUACAUGACAGUGAUUAAAAAUGGUUCUGUGUGCUGCCAGUGGGUGCAACAAUAGACAUAAGAAGGACAACUUAAUUAGUUUUUUUCGUUUUCCAAUUAACCCGCAAACCAGGAAGGCGUGGACACAUUAUUGUAAGAGAUGGGACUUCCUACCAGGCGCUAGUCAUAGACUUUGUUCCGCCCAUUUUACAAAUUCAUGUUACGAUCGUGACCCAGAAGUAAUGAAGAACCUCGAGGGAUGUCCUACCAUGAAGCCAAAACUCCGUCCAAAUGCAGUACCUGACAUUCCAUUGACGCAACCAACAACAGCUGAGCCAAAGCCACCUUUACCUAAGCGUGGAGCUUUUGAGAAGCGGAGAAAAGCUGAGAUUCUACAGCUUGCAUAUGACAACUAUGAACGAGAGACGGAAUGUGUACAACUCCAAGUACCAGACAGUACCACAACACCAGAACCAGAACCAGAGCUGCCAACCUCCAAUGUUACAGAGAACAAUACAUCCAAAGUUACCAUGGUUACACAGACUACUCCACCACCAUCACCAAAAGUAGUAAAACACAAGAAAAGCCAAUCCUACCUCCGUCCACAGCAACGUACCAGGAAACAUCAAACAGAUCUUAAGAUUACACAACCUUCAGCAACAUACAGUACAAUUGCUACACAGACUGAUGAUGACAUUACAAAAUGUACAUGUGCCAGUACUCUACCUACAACAACUCACACCACUUCAGCCCAAAACUCUGAUGACGAUGAGGUUUCCAGCCAUGCAGAUAGUGAUGAGGACUACCAACCCUCAGAUGAUGAUCAGAGUUCUGAUGCUGACGCCGAUGACAUGAAUGAUGAACCCAAAAACUCAAGAGACUAA
This is a messenger RNA of Mytilus trossulus (common blue mussel), 1096 nucleotides long. Its product is annotated as THAP domain-containing protein 8-like. Bases 254 to 1096 code for a protein of 280 amino acids. NCBI's taxonomy places the organism in Eukaryota, Metazoa, Mollusca, Bivalvia, Mytilida, Mytilidae. The record is from RefSeq and is a predicted model, not a curated record. The transcript has 3 exons.